CACUACAGCAACUUUCUACCAAUAAUAAUCAAGAUGAAAAACAUGAUACAUCGACUUCAACAGAAAAAUCUGAUUCUCCCAAAUCUCCCAGUGAAAAAGUUUCUGCAAAACGAAAGAAGUGUCUUCCGGUUAAAUUGAAAAAACAAUUUGAUAAUGGCACAGAGUUUAUGGAUGAAACAACUGGUAGUGAAACUGAUAUAUUGAGUCGAUUAAAAGUCGAUGAUAUUGAUGAUGGAAAUGUAGAUACUGACUGUUAUAUUGAUGAAGAUGGAUCAAAAGAUGAAUUUUGUGAUGAUCCAUAUGCACAAGGACCUGAUGUUGAUGAAUAUGAAGAUGUAGAUUUAGUUAAAGAUGAUUUUGUUUCACAUUCUACUACAAUUUUUGACAAGUCAUUAAUUGCUUCUCGUAUGUUAAAUGAUCCUAAAGAUAUCCACACAAGUACAGCUAGUGGUAUUGAUUUUGCUAUAUCUUCAGCGCAAACAAAUCAAUGUCCAUCUGAACAAUCAUUAACAACUGCAGACCGUUUAGGCCGCCGACCAUGUCCGUUGUGCCAAAAAGUGAUCUCCAACAAGUCUAACUUAUUAAAACAUAUGAGAAUUAGACAUAGUGACGAAUACAAUCCAGCUGGUUGCAGUGUGUGUGGUAAAGUGUUUAAGAACAAAUACAGUUUACGUGCGCACAUUAACAUCUACCAUAAGGAGCACUCGACUACUACCAAUUCACCUAAUCAAGGUGCAUAUCAAGUGUACAACAAUAAUGCAAUUGGUCAACAGCAACAACACCCACAACAUCAACAAUCGGCCUCAGUACAGCCUGUCAACAAUUCUACUGGUCCUUAUCUAACUAGUUCAUCGCCAGUUACUUGUUUUAACCAGUCUUCGAAUGCCACUACAACCGGUGGCUACAUUAUACAGCAGCCUCCUACAUCACCGUUCCUAAAUAAAAUCUCAUUGGAUCUCCCAUCGCCAUAUCAGUUAACAAAUCAGGCUACAUCUGGGCCACCUUUAUCACCGCUUUAACCAUUAUUUCCACCAGCAUCAGCCGGUGAAUUUUUUGAUGUUGUCGGAUGCGCUUCACGCAUGACUCAUUUGGAGGUUUAAAUUUUAACCUCAUUUUCGAGAUCGGUUACUGACUAAUUAUUUUUCAUUAUUAUUAUUAAAUAAAUAUAUAUUUAAUUAUAUUUUUUCUAGAGGGGGGAAGGGCUUGGUUUGAUGUUUGGUUAAUUUUUACUGGUUUUAAUUCAUUAUUUUAAAAUAUAUAUUGCUAUACCCGAAGUAUAAUAUUUUUAUUAAUACAUUAAAGGAAAUGUAAAAUAUAUAUAUAAAGUUUUUAAUUUAGAAUAUAUAUUAUAUUGAGUGCCAAUAAUGAUAAUGAGUAAUGAAAAAGAAACAAUCAAAUUAUGUUGUAUAAUUAAUAUUUAUUAACAAAGUUUGCUCUUUUUAGCAGAAUCUAUUAAAGGCCAAACGAGUCUAAGACUGAAUAAAAAUGAAACACCCUAAUAUUAUUCGAAUAUUACUGAUGAAUAGUAUUUUUAGCUCAUAAUUAUUAAGGAUGAAUAUGAAACAAACAUGUUCUCUGAAUAGAGAAAAUCACCUUGUACCUACUCUAUAGUAUUUCAAUGUAUACCUAUUCUUUAGCAAUAAAAUAUAUUGUAACGUAGUCAUAAUCAUAGAUGUAUCAUGUAUAAAAUUAAUAUUUACCAAAGAUAUUAUAGAACUGAUAAAUACCAAUAACAAUUUUUUAAUUGUAUUCAGUCGAAUACUAUGUGUACAUUUUGCACAUGGUUGUGUUUCAUGAUUUCUAUUUGUAUUAGAAAUUGUAUACACCGCACAAUUACCUUACUUUUGGUUUGCCACAACAGUCCCUAACAUUAUAUAAUUUGUUUACCCUUAAUAUUAAUAUUUAAUUUUGUCAUCAUGAUUUUUCACGGGUCUUUUUGUAUUAUUAAUUAGGGUUUUAUUUUGUGUAGAAUUUAACAUUGGUAUAAUAAUAUUUAUUUGGUUUAUUUCCCUUUUUUCUGCUUUUUAUUUUAAUUUUAUAUCUUAGUGAAACAUAGUAUUUCUUUAUUUUUCGGGUUCCAAAGUGUGUAUUGACUGAUAUAGUUUAUAGUAUUUAAAUAAAAUAAAAAGGAUGGAAAAAG
This is a messenger RNA of Acyrthosiphon pisum (pea aphid), 2140 nucleotides long. RefSeq lists its product as uncharacterized. The transcript has 4 exons. Gene Ontology annotation, cellular component: nucleus. The record is from RefSeq and is a predicted model, not a curated record. Gene Ontology annotation, biological process: regulation of transcription by RNA polymerase II. Gene Ontology annotation, molecular function: sequence-specific DNA binding; DNA-binding transcription factor activity, RNA polymerase II-specific. Lineage: Eukaryota; Metazoa; Arthropoda; Insecta; Hemiptera; Aphididae. Bases 168 to 1019 code for a protein of 283 amino acids.